AUGGUUACCCCGCUAUAUGUGCAUUUGCACUCUUACCCUCUCCUCCUCUAUAGGAGGACUUCUGUAGCGGCGGCGCUGAAAAGUAUGUCCUCAACUUCUACACCAAACCGUUACCCUAAACUCACACCUAUAAACCCUAUCCUGAAUAAACCCAUUUCGGCAUCCAAAUCCUCAAAUCUUCCUCUAUUUGCUGAUCCCGAGAAUGGCGUUAAAUCUCGUAACUUCACUCUUUCGAGAUGUUUCUGUUCAGCUACAAGCUCGGAUCCUACACCAAAUGUUUUGAAUACGGAGUGUUUGCUUGUUGUUGUGUCCUUUUACAAAUUUGCGGAUUUUCCAGAUCAUGCUGAUUUUAGGAAGCCCCUAAAACAGAUCUGUGAGCAGCUGCGUGUUUCGGGGGGUAUUAUUCUUGCACCAGAAGGAAUCAAUGGAAGCAUAUGUGGGACCCGGGAUUCCGUGGAAAAAGUUCUUUCAUUUAUCCAAACUGAUGACCGCCUAAAGGGACUUAGGCGUGUUGAGUCACCUGUUAGUCCUGAGGAAGAAGCUAUUCAUCAUGGACAUGCAACUAUUUCUCCUCUAGCUGCUGGGGAAGAUGCUCCCUUCCGAUGGGACCAUGUGAGGGUCAAGCUAAAGAAGGAGAUAGUUACACUCGGAAUGCCUUCUGUGUCACCUGUUGAAAGAGUUGGAAGGUACAUCAGUCCAAAGGAUUGGAAUGCAUUGAUUAGCGAUCCAAAUACUGUGGUGAUUGACGUACGAAAUGACUAUGAAACUAGAAUUGGGAAGUUCAAAGGGGCAGUUGAUCCUUGUACAACAGCAUUCAGGGAAUUUCCAUUUUGGGUGGAGGAACGGUCCAUGUUGGUUGAAUCAAAGGACCGGGUGGAGUCUGCAGGUUCAAUUGAAACCAAAGAAAAGCAAAUUGCGGAAAUGGAAAAGAAAAUGCCUCCCCGGGUGGCAAUGUAUUGUACUGGUGGCAUUCGGUGUGAGAAGGCUACGAGUUUUCUCAUAAGCAAAGGUGUUAAAGAGGUUUAUCAUCUACAAGGUGGAAUUUUGAAAUAUCUUGAGGAAGUACCUAGAGAAGAGAGUCUUUGGGAAGGAGAAUGCUUUGUAUUUGAUAAGCGAGUGUCAGUUGAGCAUGGGCUGGCCCAAGGAUCUUAUAAACUUUGCUAUGGAUGCAAGCAACCAGUAAAUGAUGCUGACAUGGAAGCUCCAGAAUGGGAAUAUGGAGUUUCCUGCCCAUACUGUUAUGCAUCAAAAUCAGAAGAAGAGAAAGAGAGGGCAAGAGCUCGACAAAGGCAGUUUGAGAGAUGGGGUAUAAUUGGUGGUCCAGAUAAAGGCCGCAAGCCAGUAAAAAUAGUUGAAGCUAGAGCGGCUCAGCCCCGAUUAUCUCCUUCGAACGUCAAAACCAGAUUGUGUGUAAUGGAGAAGGAGCUAACAGAGCUUUUCGAGGCCGUGAAGAAGGCUGUAGAUGCAGCUGAUAAUUCACCUGGGGAGGAGGAACGAUGCCUUGACGCAUUAAAACAGCUCAACGAGUUCCCCAUCAGUUAUCAUCUCCUUGUAUCUACAGAGUUUGAAUACUCUGCCAAUGGAAGGAGCAAACAAACACAUUUAGUUCAGCAGUGA
This is a messenger RNA of Fraxinus pennsylvanica, 1617 nucleotides long. Lineage: Eukaryota; Viridiplantae; Streptophyta; Magnoliopsida; Lamiales; Oleaceae. The record is from the annotation of a GenBank genome assembly.